Molecule: messenger RNA, 4618 nt
Organism: Microplitis demolitor
Lineage: Eukaryota; Metazoa; Arthropoda; Insecta; Hymenoptera; Braconidae
Exons: 19
Coding region: 232-4617 (1461 amino acids)
Molecular function (GO): protein binding
Source: RefSeq, a predicted model, not a curated record
UAAAAUAUUAAGCCAACUUCAUUUACCUCUAACUUCACUUUAAUGUCGUACUUCAUUUGGUAUCCAAGACUUAACUCCUACAAAUGUGUGUCAUUUUUAUAAGCGCCCCGGUUUGUUUUUAUUUAUAUUUUUUUUUUCUUAAUUAUCCUUAUCAAUAAACAACAGAGAUUUUAACUUUUCAUAAUUAUAUCAAACCCUUAUUUAAAUUAAAUCGCAGAUGGUAAUUGUAUCAUGCAAAAAAGUCUACCUCGUCAUGAGAUAACUAUAGAUACAUCUACGUCCGAUGAAGGUUAUUCUUACAGCCAAUCUGAUAUUGAUUUAUUAAAACCUCAAGUUCAUAAAUCAGUUGGUCAUUUAAAAAAAAAUUCACAUAAUAAAUUACUAAAAUCAAAAUUACAUACUGAGAAUCCUGAUCCUGAUAAAUUAAUUUCUAGUCCAAGUUUUUCAAAAAAAAAUCCUACGAAAAAUGAAAAUCAGGUAACUUUUGCAGAGGAAAAGGAUCUGAGUAAAAGUGGCAGUGGUACUGGUGACGGUAAUGGUUGUAAAAGUACGAACCCAAGUAGUGGUAAUAUCAUCAGAAGGUCCGAGUGGAAACUUGGAAAAGAAGAUAAAAACGGGACACCGCGGAUACUGAGAGUUCUAAGACGACAUAGUAGUAAAAGCGAUUCACAGGAUAAAUUCAAAGCCCGAGACAAAUCUCCAUCAGCGUGUCCGGGAGGAGAUAAAAGCAAAAGUAGUGUUGUUGUGCUUUAUCACGAAAAAGAGAAAGAACGAUCGAAUUUAUCUUCAAAACCAGCUAUAAAUUUUGUUAGAGUUUCUAAAUCGGAACAAACUACUGUCGCAGAACCUCUGCCAUCUCAAAGGCCAUCAACACGACCUGAAAUAUUUAGAAAGAAGGAAAGCACUGAUCCAUCACCAAAAUUAUCAUUAGCACGUCGACGACGAACUCAUCGACGUCCUGCAAUAAACUACGAACCACUGAAUGUUAACAUAAUCCAAGAGAUACCAAAAUGCCGGUUAUGUAAAUCAGAUUCAAAUGACCUGAAACAAAUGGCUGAACAUAAUCAUCAAAUUAAUCAGAAACACAAUCGUGAAUUAGACGAAAGUAAACGGACAUUUCCGUUUAAAUCAACCCCGAGCGGAAAUUUUAAAGUUAUUCCUAAUCAAGUGGUGUUCGAAACCAAUAAAGUUAGUGUGUUAGUCGCCGAUCCAAAACAUACUAAAGUUAACGUUAAAGCGGACCUCAAUAAAUCCGAAUCAGCGUUAGAAAAUUACUCAUCGUGUCAUAAAGAUUUCCAGCCAAUAAAACAACCACCCAAAGAUCUGCCACCGGGUGUAACAGCGUCAACGAUAAAUCAUUUGCAAGCCCAGAAAAAAUUACCUCAAAUUAGUACUGAGUAUAUUCCACGUACCCAACCGUACAAACCAAAACACCGAUAUUGCGAAAUGGAACCAGCUGGUACAAUUCAACAGUCUACUAUUAAUCGACAAGAUCUCAAUCAAGUUCCUCUUGCGUCCUUGGGAUUUACAACAGACCAACCUAUUGACUGGGAUAAUAUAACGUUACCAGAUAAAACCGAGCUGUAUAACGAAUUAUACAAUCGCAUUACCAAUUACAAAAAUGCGGAUUGCAUUGUUACAAUCGGACAUGAUGAGUUUCAUUGUCAUUUAUUGGUUUUACAGAGUUACAGUUCCUUUUUCGAUGAAAAAAAUUACAAAGAUAUUGAUCUUACUGAAAGCACUGUUACUUCAAAAGCAUUCUCUAUAAUAUAUGACUGGAUGAUAUGUGAAAGUAAUCAAAGUUGUCAAUUACUGAGACGUGAUAAUAUAUUAGAAAUAUUUAUGGCAGCACAAUUUCUAGGGAUUAAAGAAUUAGAAGAACAGUGCUGGGCAUUUAUCGAUAACAAUGAUUUAUUUUCUGAAGAUACAGCAUUUUUAUUGUACGUCGAAGCACGUAAGCUAGGGAACACGGCCGUUAUGGAAUUAAUGGUACCAAGAAUAAUGAAAUUUUUUUUACUUCUCGUGAGCACGAAAGAUUUUCUCGAACUUGAAGUUGAAGAACUUUGUCUUUUACUUCGUUCAAAUUACAUAUGUGUCAACAGCGAGAUGGAAGUCUUAAUGUCUGCAGUAAGAUGGUUAAUGCAUGACUGGGAUACUCGACGUCAGUAUAUCUUAGAUGUUCUCAAGUGUGUUCGUUUUGGUUUAAUUGCUCCUUGGCAAUUAGUUGACGUUAAACGUAAUCCUGAAAACCCGGAAUUUAUGGAGUUGAUGUCUAAUCCCGAAGUACAAAAAAUGGUGGACGAUGGUUUAGCGUUUGUGAUAAUAAAAUAUUGGUACGGUAACCAAACUGAGGAUUACUACCGGUGGAUUGAGCUUCUUGGUUUAACUGAACCAACAAACCGUAACUGGGCUGGCGAGGACAAGAAUUAUGUUACUUAUCGUGAGUUUCUACUUUACCUCGAAGAUUACCAGAGAAACAUGAUACUGGAAUUAAAGUCACGUGGAAGUAAUACUUCAUCAAGCACUAAUCAAAAGAUCGAAUGCUCAGAUGCAAGAACUUGGGUCAAUUAUAAUCAAAAUCAGGGCCCUGUUGAAAUUACUUCAAGUACAGGUCAAGUGAGCUGUACGGCAAACAUCGGGAACAGAUCUUGGAAAUUUCAAAAGACGCCACCACCACCACCGCCAACAUCGGGUCGGAUUAAUUCAAGACCACCGUUGGGAAUGCCACCGGAAAUUCUCAGCAAGUACUUGAGCGGUCUCAAUGGCAAUUAUACUAAACCGGAUACUCAAGCGAAGGAUAACGAAGAAGAAGAAGCAGAAGAAGGAGAAAGAAAAAUUUAUAAAACCGGCAAUGCAGCAGUAAACUUGGACAUUUGGCGCAAUGAUGAGGUCAAAAUGUCUCAAGUGAAUCACCAAGAACAUCAUACUAUUCAACAGUUACAAUCAAAUCCAUGUGAACCAAAUAUGUUAUCAUCGAAAACGUUUUUUUGUCCAAAGAUGUGUAAUCGCUUAGAGACAGGGGACCAUAAUUCCGACUCGUCGAAAUCAGAAACCGAAGCUGCAGCAACUGUUCAAUCAAUUUGUCGUGGCUACAAGACAAAACGUAGAUUUAAUAACACCAAUUCCAAAAAAACGUUAUCUGAAAAUGAACGCAUGAAAAAAAUAGCCCAGCUUUUGUCGGCUGAUGAAAAGAAGCUUAUUAAUAAAUCGUCCGAAUUUAACGUCACGAAAAAUUUUAAGGCUUGUGUAGAUGAUAAAAGUAAUACUUGUAAAAAAGUAAAUUUAUCUGCUGAUGAUUUACAAAAAAAUAAAGUUAAUGCGUCCCAACAACAGCAGCGAUUGGAUACUGAAGAUCUCGAUAAAAUAAAAUUGGACAUGAUGGAUACACCUCAAUCUACGUCUCAUGUAGAGAAAAUAUCAAAAUCCUAUGACGUGUCAAUAACAAACAAUCCAAUAAAUCAUAUUGAUGCAUGUAAAACAAUCGAAAUGAUCAAACCACCAAAUUUUUUAUACAAUUCUGACGAUAAAACUGGUUCAAUAUCUAUGUCAUAUAGUUCAACGGAUAUUGACGAUUUAUUUUCACCUAAAAGUCAUAAAAAUUUAACAAUUAUAAAAGCAGAUAUUUAUUCAGACCAUUCAUUAUUUUUUAAUGAUUGUGAAGCUGUUUUAGUUUUGGGUGGAAUCGAUCCACAUGAGGAGUACGGGGCAGCCGGUAAUACUGGUAAAAAUAUUUACCGAUUUAAACCAUUGGAAAAUGCUUGGGAGUUUGUUGGAGAAAUGCCAGAACCACGACAUUAUCAUUCUGUUGUUUAUUUCAAAGGACGUCUUUAUGUUGCUGGUGGUGCUGAUCCUCGUGAACAUACACUUCAAAGGAAAAAUUUAGCUGUCAGAACUGUUUGGAGUUAUGAUCCUGCCAGCAGAAAAUGGUUCACUGAACCGGCAAUGCUCACUCCGAGAAAAAAUUUCGGGCUUGUUGUAUGCGGCGGGAAAAUUUUUGCUAUCGGCGGUGAAGAUAAUAGUGGAGUAACUUUGAAAAGCGUGGAAGCUUUUGAUCCAGCAAAAAAAAUAUGGAGAAAGAUGGAAGCUAUGCAUACAGCGCGUGUAGGAUUAGCAACCGCGGUAUUCAAAAAUUUAAUUUGGGUCGCUGGUGGCAUAACUAAAUCACACAAAGACCCAUUAUCAAAAGAAGUUGAGUGUUACGAUCCACGAAAAAAUUCUUGGUCUAAAAUCGAAUGUCUACCAACGGCGAGAUGCUACGCAUAUUUGUUCGUUAUGUCCGAUAAUUUAUGGAUAAUCGGCGGAGCAGAAAAGCCGUCAGCACAUGGCAGUAUGACAGAAAGUAUCGAAACUGUUGAUAUUUGGGAUCAUAAUUCUCGAAGUUGGCGUCCAUUAACCAAAAUGGCGACCGCAAGACACAGCCACUCAGUCAGUUCAAUAGAUAAUCAAUUGCUUGUUAUUGGAGGCGUUACAACAGUUGAUAUGAAAACAUUGAAGUCCGUUGAGUGUUUUUGUUGUAAGCGUAACAAGUGGAUCAAAGGUGUGGCUUCAUUACCUUAUCCCAUUUCGGGUCAUUCUAGUGUUUCUUUACCUCCUUUGCAUUAUUUUUAUAAUUCUUAAA